Paraphaeosphaeria sporulosa is the source of this 1324-nucleotide messenger RNA. RefSeq lists its product as uncharacterized. The record is from RefSeq and is a predicted model, not a curated record. The transcript has a single exon. Bases 190 to 1008 code for a protein of 272 amino acids. Gene Ontology annotation, molecular function: acyltransferase activity, transferring groups other than amino-acyl groups. NCBI's taxonomy places the organism in Eukaryota, Fungi, Ascomycota, Dothideomycetes, Pleosporales, Didymosphaeriaceae.
CUCGUUUUAAGUUCAGUGGUGCGAGAUGUAUAUAUGCUGGUGGGGACGUUCUCGAAAAUGCAUCAACGCAAUUAAUCACACAAAAGAGAACUACGCCCGGUCACACACAACGCAACUACGCCGCACCCAUCUUUCACGGAACAUCCACAUCCGCAUAUACACACAAAACCUCGACAUAUUCUGCCCACAAUGCCACCGCCAACGUCCGACACCAAAGUUCCAACCACCAUCUCAACAACCCACAAAAACCACCCAAUCUACUCCCACCUCCUCGCCCGCGCCUUCACCACCGACCCCGUAUUCACCUACAUAGAGGGCGCCACCCCUUGGUACGCCCGCCCCCUGCUGACCUACCGCAUCAUCCGGUCCCAGCUCCUGGCAGCCUCCCACGGCAACCGCGCGCUCUUCAUCGCUGCCGCGUCGAAUCCCACUACAACCUCAAAAUCGUCAUUACAAGCAUCGAAAGAAGAAGACAAAGAGCAAGACGCGGAAUUAAACCCCCAAUGCACAGCCGUCAUCCUCCCGCCAGGCGAAUCCCUCCUCGGUAUCCCCGUUCCUUCUUGGAUAUCCCUCCUCCUUCUCCGCGGCGCCUGGCGGGUGUUCUUCUCCCUCGGGCUGUCAGGGUGGAAAAAGUUCGAGAAAGGGUACAUCACCCCCGUUGAAGCCGCCAAAGCUUCCGUCUUCGCACAGGGCGAAACGUACUACUACGUCGCCAUCAUCUGGACCGCGGCGCAGCAUCGUGGGAAGGGGCUUGCGCAAAGUGUGUUGGGAGAGUUGACGGAGAGGGCGCAGAGGGAGGGGAAGCCCGUGUGGUUGGAGGCGAGCAGUGCCGCGAGUAGGAGGGUGUAUCGGAGGUGUGGGUUUGUGGAUGUUGGGGAGACGAUUGUGCUGGGGAGAGGUGAGGUGGAUGGUACUGGUGAGGCGGCGGAGGGGGAAGCCGCCGUUGGAGUGCCGGUGUUUCCGAUGGUGUGGUGGCCUAAAGGAGAUCCCAGGAAGACUAUGGAGUAGCGAGGGUGACAUGAGUACGUUCUGAAAGUGGUGUUGUGUUGCUUUUGGGUAUAAAUGGGGCGCCCUCUCGUUGCUCUGUUCGAAUAGAUGGAUUUCAGCGUUCCAGGUAUAGAAGUGUAGUAGAGUAGCCUGGGGUAACUCGAACCAUCAUGCAUCUAUAAGGCACCGGCUGAUCGGUUGCGGAUUCCGUAACAGAGACAUAUUCGUUGUCAAAAAGAACGUCGAUGACCAUGAAUGCCAGUUCCGCUCUCGGCGUAUGGGCAUCCAGUCCAUAGCAUCCUGCAAGGUUGUUAGCGUCAGCCUGAAUAAAGACAGU